Messenger RNA from Corythoichthys intestinalis (scribbled pipefish), 4421 nucleotides. It is a transcript of the gene plac8l1, whose product is annotated as PLAC8 like 1. Lineage: Eukaryota; Metazoa; Chordata; Actinopteri; Syngnathiformes; Syngnathidae. The coding region runs from base 1353 to 2027 and encodes 224 amino acids. The record is from RefSeq and is a predicted model, not a curated record. The transcript is spliced from 4 exons.
AACGGGCCCUCCCAGUUUGGUGCAAACCGGACGUCACGCCAACUCAGACGGCACGCAGGUCAGGGUUGUGGCAGAUUGUCCUCCUCUCGUAAUCUCAUGAGAACCUAACUUGCUCGAAACUCUCCUUAAUUCAAGGGGACGCCACUGAGCCAUUUUGUUACGGUUUUUCGUAAUGUCGCAAGAUUAUCGAAAUUUACGCCAAGUCGCAUGUACGGGCAAAAUUUGGUCAGUUUUCGUGCCUGUUCAGGCCUCCAAAUAUAAACUACUAUAAAUCGAUAAAAAUUUCACAUUCGAUCCAAAAUACCCGAUUUCCUGUUAGAUUUGGAAUAUGGGUGCAGCGACUUUUUGGAGCAGUUUUGCGUAAGGUAACGACUCCCCAAAUUUCAUUGCUCCAUGAUGAAAAAACCUAAUAGGAGAGGCCUUUUUUUAAAACCCCUGUCACCACUACUUCACGCUGUAGGGUUGACGCAAAUGACCCCUACAGGACCUGUCAGAGUAUGACUCAACAAGCACAGGAAGUUUGGCCCAGAAAUGUUGUAUAUCUGCCGAGUUAUGACUUAAAAAAUUUUGGGUGAGACAAAAUGUUGACAUUCAUUUUCGCUUUCCUGCUGGACCCUUCUGCUUCAACCAAACCUCAAUAUCUUUCAUCAGGCACCUGAACACAUGUCUUAAUCUCCCCUGAUGUAGGUUUGAAGUCAAUAGAUUUUUUUUCCCUUGGAGGAGGAGCCUGUCUCGUUUAAAAAAAAAAAAAAAAAAACAUUUCCUGUUCCCACUCGGGGGUGCUAGUCCUAAUGGGUAAUAUUUCAAUGCACUUGUGUUAAGGAUGGGAUACCGCAUAUAUAUGAGCGUUGUGUCAAGGAGCUAUCAGUCAUUUACUGAAUGUCAUUUUGCCCAAAAAAAUGGCCGACUUUGGCACCACCACGCCCAGGUCAGACCCAUGAAUGAAAACACACCGUUUUAAAAACUUAAGAUCUCAUGUCUCCUGAACAGUCUCACUGAUUUUGAAGACGAUCCAACUAGCUCCCUCAGCGAAAAGGUCUCAAAUCUGCACCCUGUAAAUUGAUAAAAACUUGACAUUUGAUCCAAAAUAUUGUUGCAAAAUUAUUGAAAUUUAAAUUUUGCCGCAAGUAUGUGCAAAUUUUGGUGAGUUUUUGAGCAUGUUCAAGCCUCCAAAUUGACUGUUUUCAUUUGCCGAGAAUUUAUUUAUUUAUUUUUUUUAAUCCUUUGCAGAACAAUAGGGCCUUUGCACGCUUAGUGCUCGGGCCCAAAUGACUAGUGAGUUCAUAACUUUCAAUUUGAAUUGAAGGGGGGAAAAAAGUCUAAAAUGGCACAUUUGCAUCACGUUUGUUUUCAUGUCUACGUCCUACAUGUAUUUUCUAUAUCAUUUAGUGCCGAGGACAGCGAACAGACUUAUCUCGACUGAACAGCGCUUUUUUACCGAGCCUUGCGUCGGGCUGUUUUAUCUGCUCCUGACAUGCUUCCUCUCACUGGGUGAGUGUCACUUCUUCCUUCUUCUCAUCCUUACCGAAUCUCCCAGGGCCUCGCUCACUUUCUCCGGAUGCCAGCAGCUUGAAGUGAUGGAACAGAACAUUGUCACACACCAACCCUCUCUGUCAGGGUCCAUGUUCCAGGAGAAGGACGACAGUGGCUUCACCAUCGGACAUGACAUGAACUGGAGGUUGAAUAACAUACCUUACGCGAGCUCAGUUGCACUGACUCAACCCGGCACGGGAGUCACAAGGACCACGGUCACCACCAUCACGCAAACAGGAGGCGACUGGAGCAGCGGACUCUUUGACAUCUUUAAAGACAAGUUCACAUGCAUUGUUGGUGCUUUGGCGCCGUGCUGUUUGGACCUGAAUCUUGCUCACCAGUAUGGUGAGAGCCUUUGUUUUCCUUUCCUGCCGGGGUCCACCUUUGCGAUGCGGGUUGCACUCAGGGAGAGGUACAAGAUAAAAGGGAACAUGUGUGACGACUGGAGUGCCGUGUGUUGCUGUUACUCCCUAGCCGUGUGUCAGAUGGUAUGAGAGAUGAAGCGGCGCACUGUGACUCGGACGUAUCAAGUGUCCACUGCGCUGGCGUGUUCUUAAAUGGAGCCACCGCCAGACCUGACCCCUGAAUGUCUCACGCAAGCAAACUCUCAGCAGUUUUGCUUCAGAUUGUCUGAAGGAAGCCUAAAUUGGCAUCUUUAUUUAGCUUAGCAAAAAUGUUGUCUUUAUCAAAGAUGCUAAUGUUCACCUGAUUACUGUCAAUCAUCAUGAUUGUUUGAUACAUCUCAUGCAUGGAGCUCCACUUUUACACCCUUGGCUAGACAGCCAAAUAAUGAAUGUACUGAAUUAUUAAAGAAAUGUCUCCUUCAGUUUCAAAUGAAAAUUGUACAGUAUUUAACAUAAUGAGUCAAUAUCGCUAUUAGGAGACAUCCCAGUUUCUUCCAACAAAUCAGUUUCCAUUGAACAUUAUUUUCAUCGAGAAAAAUGAACAACACUGAGAUUGAAAUGUUUCAACCUUGCAUGAAUGCAUGAAUUAUCUAUGUAAUGUAACACAUUUCUGCCCACCUCUGUGUACGUACUUGCCAAUGACGGCCAUGUACAGUGAGGAGCAGAAGUAUUUGCACCCCUUGUGAUUGGGAGGGUUGUGGGAGGGGAUCAUGCUCUGCUGCAGUAUUUCACAUCACAUAUUGGAGUUCAUGUUUCCCUCAAUGGAAUGUAACUCUCCAACACCUGCAGCACUCAUGCAGCCCCAGACCAUGACAUUACCACCACCAUGCUUGAAUGUAGGCAUGACAGACUUGCCUUUGUACUCCUCACCUGGUCGCCGCCACACAUGCUCGAGACCAUCGGAACCAAACAAAUUCAUCUUCGUCUCAUCAGAAGGUAGGUCAUGGUUUCAAUAAUCCAUGUGCUUUGUUGACAUGUCUUCAGCAAACUGUUUGCAGGCUUUCUUGUGUACAAUCUUCAGAAGAGGCUUCUUCCUGGGGUGACAGCCGUGCACACCAAUUUGAUGUAGAGUGCGGCUUAUGGUCUGAGCACUAACAGGCUGAGCCCCCCACCUCUUCAAUCUCUGCAGCAAUGCAGACAGCACUCCUGUGACGAUCUUUCAAAGAAAGCAUUCAGAUGUGACGCUCAGCACGUGCGCUCAGCUUCUUUGGACGACCAACCUGAGGACUGUUCUGAGUGGACCCUGCUCUUUUAAAACGCUGGAUGAUUUUAGCUAUUGUGCUGCAGCUCAGGGUGUUGGCAAUCUUUUUGUAGCCUUAGCCACUUUAAUGUAAUUUAAUGUAGCGCAACAAUACGUCUUUGAAGAUCCUCACAGAGUUCUUUGUCAUGUGGUGCCAUGUUGGAACUUUUAGUGACCAGUACGAGAGAGUGUGAGAGCUGCACUACAAAUUUGAACACACCUGCUCCCUAUGCACACCUGGAUCUAGUAUCACUAACGAGUCACAUGACAUUUUGGAGGGAAAGUGACAAGCAGUACUCAAUUUGGACAUUUAGGGAUGUUGUUUCUAAGUGGUGUACUCACUUUUGUUGCCAGGGGUUUAGAUAUUAACGGCUAUAUUUUGAGUUAUUUUGAGGGGAAAAUAGAUUAACUCUAUGAUAUAAGCUGCACACAGAAUACUUUUCAUGGUGUCAAAGUGUCAUUUUGUCAGUGUUGUCCCAUGAAAUGAUAUACUUAACAAUCUGCAGAAAUGCGAGGGGUGUACUCACUUUUGUGAUACACUGUAUAUAUACCGUAUUGGCCUGAAUAUAAGACGGCCCUGAUUAUAAGACGACCCCCUCUUUUUCAAGACUCAAGUUUGAAAAAAGACUUUUUGAACACCAAAUUAAUUUUUAUACAGAAAAUAAUUACAGUACUUCCGGGGGAAAAAAUGAUUAUAACAAUAUAUUUGAGAGAAAAAGCAUGUUAUUUUGCCUCAUUCAAAUCUUAAUAUCUGAACAUUUAAAUAUGUAAACUAAAGUGCAAUGACAUCCUUAAACGAAUGGCUUCUGGUUUUGGAAAUGUAAAUAAACCAAUCUAUUGUGAUUAAAACAACAAAACUGCAAUAACUGCAUUAACCAUCAAAGGGAAGUCUAACUGUAACUGUAGUUUUGAAACAAAUCUGAAUAAGGAAAACUGGUUAAACUUGAGAGUAGCUGAGAUCUGUAAUGACACAACAUUGCUUCAAGGAUAUCUGGCGCCAUCUAGUGUCGUGAAUGGGUAUAAUGUCUAGACCGCGAAUAUAAGACGACCCCCUCUUUUUCAGUGUUAUUUCAAUGCAAAAAACACCGUUUUAUAUUCGGGCCAAUACAGUACUUUGAAAUCUUUGUGCGUAGUACCACCAAAACAAAAUAUUUAUUGUUAAUUUUUUCCAAUUGGGUUCACCGGCUUUACAUUCGACACUGUGACAUCAUUUGAAUAUGUGCGACUCGAAAGACUUUUGAAAG